AUGUUCGUAGAGUCGAACACCUCGUUGCGCGUUCUGGUUGUUCCUGUCCGUCUGCAGGGUCACACAGGAUUCUGUACCUUCUUCCUUCGCAACACCGCGCGGGAUCUUGGCUCUCGAUUCGAGGAAAUGCUGCGGGCUGAACUCUCCGGCGCGCAGCCCGGGCGGCGCGGCCGCUGGCGCGCCAGAUACACCAGGGCUUGCCUCCUGGCGCUUUCCGCGACAGCGAUCGUCUCUGCUGUCUGCUCCGGCCGUGCGGAGACCUCUGCCUCGCCGCAGUCAUCUGAAGCGCGCUUAGAUGCUGCGCCAGCCACGCACUGGUCGCCGCCUUUCCUGUCGGCGGCUUCCCCCGCGUCCCUGUUGUCCUCUCUGUUGGCAGCUGCUUCCGAGCAUGGCGAGCGUCAGCAAGCCGCGCAGCACGGCCCCGCGGCGGCUCCGUCAGAUGACGCGGACGCUGCUCAGCGCCCGAAGGGGGGAGAGUCCGAAAAGCCAGACGAGGGGCAAGAAGAGCCGGAGCUUCCAGUUCACCACCCUCUUUUUCGGCUGCCGUCUCAUGUGGUCGGAGGCGCUUCUUCCUUUUUCCUCUUCUGGAAGAAGACUUCGUCGCCGGAGCCGCUGCCACAAGCUCCCCCUUCGCACGUAAUGGACGCCCCCGCGGCACUCGCGCUGCCUUCGGCGAGCAGCUGGUUCAACUGGCGCUCCGCCCCAAGCCAGACUGGCGAACGGGGGGCCGCGGCUGAGGUGGAGGAACAACGGACUUCUCAGGUCGGCAAGCAGAGCGCCUGGUGGCUGCCCGCUCGCGAAAACGUCUCGAAGCUCUCGGGGCAAGAUCAACAGGCUCUGGGGCUCUCCGCGGCUGCGGCCUCGGCGCGUUUCUGGUUUGGAGCCCCUCCAUCUCUCGAGAACGUUGAGGAAGCCGCGCACGCUGCAGCCGAAGGCGUCCGCGACGCUAGCAGACGCGCCGGAGAAGCCGUGCACGAGCUCGUGGAGGCAGGCGAGGAGCCUGUGAAGGACGCUGCGAAGGCCGUUGCACACUCGGAAGUCGCCAAGGGGCUCUGGUCCUACGUCGCGGCCGCGGAAGGUGCCGCCAAUCCGCUCGCGGCAGUCCGCGCGGCCGCCUGGUGGUUCUCCGAGCGCGAGAGUGAAGCCGAGGCUCUGGUCAUGUCGCUGGCAGACCAAGGCUCGCAGAACGUGCGCGAGGCCACAGCCGUGGUGUCACUUGCAGCGCAGUCCUGGUGGCAUGAGAGCGGCGGGCAGCAGGCCACUCAGUUCGCUCAAAAGGCGCUCGAGGGCGCUGCCGCUUGGUUCCGGCAGCAGAAACGCCACCUGGAGGAGCUGGAUGCCUCGACGGCGGCGGCGUGGCUCCGCAGCCUGCAGAAUCCCCAGCCUGUUCCGGCUUCGCCAGUGGCCGCAGAAGGCCGUCUAGUCUCUGCGAACCCGACUAACGCCGAGACGCAAGAGGGCGCCGCGCCGUCCAAGAGCUCCUGGCUGCAGCAGUGGCUCUGGGGAGGCAAAGCUGAGGCGACGCCAGCGCCGAAGGGCGUGCGCAAGUUAGACCUCGUGCAGGCAUUCCUGGCGCCCGCGGAGCUGGCCUCUUGGUGGAACGAGCGCGAGAAGAACGCUCCAGUCGCCGCCUCGUGGUUCUGGAGCAAAGAAGCUGCCGCGAAGACAGACAGCGCAAAGGUCAACGGCGUGCCUCCUGAGGCCGCGGCCGCCGCCGCCGCAGCGGCUGCGUCGUGGUUCUGGCGGAGUGAGCCCGAGGGCAAGCAGGUGCCGCCUCCAGACGCGGCCCUGACUUGGUUCUGGCGAAAGCAACAAGAGGCCGUUCAGGAUGCAGCCCAGAUGCAGGCGGAGACCAAGGACGCGAAACACCCAGGCCGCUUGGGUGCGAGUCUGAGUUGGGCGUCCCUGUGGAAGGGCGAGGUUAACAACAGCGCGGAGGAGGCCGCACACCAAGAGGCGGAACACAGCGCGGCUGCCUCCUCCCUCUUGUCUUGGUGGCCUGCGACGAAGCCGACUGCGGACGAGAAGGCGAAGGGGCUGGGCUCGCCCCCGGCCUCCGAGUCGGCCUGGCUGUGGUCCAACGUCAAAGAGCGGCAGGCGGACGCCGCUCGCCAGGAAAACGGCUUCGUCUCUUGGCUGAACUCAUGGUUUUCGCGAGAGGGAAACCCGGAGAAACACAGUGACAAGUCAGCGAAAGAUGAGACUGCGACGAGCGCCGCCGCGUCUCGUGGCUGGUUCGCCGUGGGGUCGUCCUCGGGGCAAGCUUCACAGGAGACAUCUGGGCAGGCCACGCCGAAGGAUGUCUCGGAAAAUUCCGCCCUGUCGCGCUUCUGGCUCGGCGCAUCUCCGUCUGGUGACGCUACAGAAACAGAGCCAGCCGCGCAGGAGUCCGCAGAGGCUUCCUCUGCCUCCUCUUCUGCGCUCCACAAGAAGCCAGACCUGGUGUCUCUCGCAGGCCCUCGCGCGCCCGGCCACGACGAGGAGAGCACCUCUUCGUCGUCUGAAUCGGAUUCGUCCUCGGGAUCCGCGUCGUCCGAGCGCGCAUCUGUGUUUGACCUGCCGCCCGCCCCUGGCGAUGAACCGCAUGACAGCGCGUCGCUCGAGGAGCCCGCCACACAGCACGCCUCCCAGUGGUCUGUCUUCUCUGGGACGGCCCCUCUGCAUGGCCCUCCCUUCCUCGGAGGCGGUCAGUCGCAGAGGAUCCCCUCAGGCGUCCCGCGCGUCCAGAAAGCUGGGUCCUUGUGGUCCGCGGGCUUUUCGUGGCUGGCAGGCCCGGGCGGGGUCGCCCCCGAGUCGGCCGAGCGCGCCUCGGCGCCGCCUGCCUCCCCUGCCUCCUCUGUCGCGUCGGCUGCCGCGGUCGCGUCGCAGCUCGUGGCUCAGCACGCGAACGCCGCAGCCGCGGGAUGGAUGUUUGCGGAGACUCCCGCAGGGAGCGAGAAGGCCGCGCGGUCGGCGCCGACUGCGCACGAGGCGCGAGUUGGAGGCGCUCACUGGUGGGACUGGCGCAGCGCUGGAGCCGCGGGGACGGAGACCAUGACGCGCGCGCCCAUUUACACGCGCGACGUGCAGCUAGACUGCGACCCUAUUCCGCCCUUUCGCGCAUGCGUUCAAAAGUGCCAGCGAGACAACCGCAGCGCCAAGAAAGCGGCUGCGUCGACUUCCGCGGCGGAUCCUGAGGCGCUGGGCUCGUACGAGUACGGAAACCUGCGCAGCUGCUACUUUUCUUGCAAGCAGAAGUGGAUCGACACCGACCUGCCCGGAUGCCUGCGGGAAGACGGCGUCAAAGUCGAGGGCGUCCCCCCUGUCGAGGCCUUUAGAAUCACCACGACGACCUCCACAACCACCACCCCGCCCCCCCCCUCUCCGGAGCAAAAGAAAUCGCCGUCGUCGGGCGAGGCCCCCGCCAGCCGACCCUUCUGGGCGCGGGCGGACGAGAAGGCGCCAGAGCCCGAGAAGCAGACAGAAGUAAAGGGCUUUUUCUCCAUCUUUCAGCGCCCAGAGACAACCACGACGUCGACGACUACCGUUCUCCCGAAAGGGGGCUUCUCCGUUUCGCGUCUGUUUGGCUUCCUUCCCCAGGCAGAGCCUUCCGGAACCCGCACGGAGGCCGCUGAGGCCUCAGGCAGCUUCCCGUUCUCGCUGCGAGGCGGCAGUCAGUCUCUGUCUUCCGCGGGCAAAACUGAGGCGGUCUCCACACCCGAGCCUGCAGCGGGCAGCAGUCUGUGGGCGCGGCUCUUUGGCCGCAAAGUGACCGCAGAGCCUUCCGAGCUCGCCUCGGUGGCAGGCGAGGCUGCGCUCACGCAGCCGCCGCAGGCGGGGUCGCCGGCCCAGGAGGCGAAGCCGUUGUCGGUGCUGAAGAAGCUCGGGCUGCUUCAGAGCAGCGCGGCUGCCGCCGAGGAGGCCUCUGCGUCGUCGGGGUGGUGGUCCUGGCGGUCGAAGGCGGAAUCCGAGCCGGCGAGCGACGGCAGCUCCGCAAACACCGCAGGCGCGAGCUCGGCCGCCGACGCGAGCGCCCUCGCGGCAGCAGCGGUGUUCGACGGCGCGGAGCUCUCCAAAGUGAAGGCGGGCGCGGAGAAAGUGAAGUCUUCGGCACGCGAAAUCGUCGACGACGCAGACCAAGCCGUUGAGAGCGCCUUUUUCAGCUGGUGGCCUGUGCUGCUGAUCGCGGUCGGCGUUGGGCUCCUCAUUCUCUGUGUGCUUGGCAGGCGGCUCGGUCAGUGGGAGGGCAUGGCUGGCAGCGGCGACAUCGAGAGGGGCGAGUACGCGAGUGCGCCGUUCUUUCAGUCGACGGCGGUCAGCAAGCACGACGACCUCGCCCCGAGCACUGGCUCUUCUCCGGCCGUCGCGAGCCGCUGCUCCGACGACAACCGCCAGCCGCUGAUUGCGCAAGUCGAGUAG
Messenger RNA from Besnoitia besnoiti, 4398 nucleotides. RefSeq lists its product as uncharacterized. The coding region runs from base 1 to 4398 and encodes 1465 amino acids. The record is from RefSeq and is a predicted model, not a curated record. Lineage: Eukaryota; Apicomplexa; Conoidasida; Eucoccidiorida; Sarcocystidae. The transcript has 2 exons.